AGUGGUCCAUCUGGGCUCCGGCCGCCAGCCUCAGUAUAGUAGUAUAGUAGCGCUCGGCGAUCGGCCCGGAGCCAUGGCCCUGAGCCUUCGGGGGCGAGCCCUCGUGGUGUCGCCGGCGGACCCCGAGGCGGACAGCGAGGUGAAGGCCGUCUCGCUCCUCGGGCUGGCCGUGCUGGCCGCCGUCGCCGCCCUGGGCUACGGGCUCCGGAGGGCGGCGUGGCUGGGCCGGCCGGGGCGCAGCGGCACGCUGGCUGCGCUGUGGGUGGGGUGCGCCGUGGCCCCGUUCGCAGUGCUCCACGCCCACGGGCCCUUCCGGUCUCUCCUGGCCCACUUCACGCUGGCCUUCCUCGGGGUCGUCGGCAGCUUCCGGCUCCUCGAGCUCAUCCUCGGCACGGGGCCCCGGGGCUUUGACAGAUCGUUCAAGAAUUUUAUCGUGUACUUCAGCUCUCCGGCGGAGGUGCUGUUCGACGAGGCUGGAGAGUUCAAGAGGUCCCCACCUGGGCGGCUCAUGGAAAUCCUACUCCGCUUGGCGGCACACAUGCUGAUGGGCGCAGUUCUGCUCAGCGUCGGGAAGGCGACUGACUUUGUCCCUUUCCUGGAGCGGGGGUCGCGGCCAGUAGAGAUGCCGCACUUCGGCCUGCCGGCCUCUCUGCCGGGGCUGUGGUUGCAGGCCGCCUUCGUCUACUGCCUGCUGACGACGGCCAUGCUGAUGCACAGGGUGCCCGUCGCCAUGCUUGGGAUCGACACGGUGGAUCCAAUGAGGGCGCCCCUGCUGCUCUCCACCAGCGUCCGGGACUUCUGGGGCCGACGUUGGAACCUCCUCAUCCACCGCCUGAUGAAGAGGACCUUCUUCGCGCCGCUCGCCAGGGGCAGCCCCGGCGCGGGGCGGCACCUCGGAGGCCUCCUCGCGUUCGCGAUGUCGGGGCUCUUCCACGAGUACAUGUGGUUCGCCGUCAACUGGUUCCAGGUCGGCCCCGCAACCUACGUUCCGGGGCAGGUGCUGCUCUUCUUCCUGGUGCAGUUCUGCCUCUGCGCCGCGGAGGCGGCGCUGGCGGGCACCCGCGCGGGCCGCUGGGCCUCGGGGCUGCCCGCGGGGCUGCGGACGGCAGGCACGACACUCGUCACCCUGCCGGCCGCCCCGCUGUUCCUGCAUGGCCUCCACGGGGCCGGCAUGAUGGCGCAGUGCGCGGAGCAGAGCGCCACUCUCGACCUGCUGCCCAGGGGGGCCGACGCCGCGGGCCUCCGGCAAACGGUGCCCCUCGACUGGGCCUGCCUCGCGGCCUUCGCCAGUGCUGUGCUCGGGCUCCGGUGCCGCGCGCGCCUGCGGGCGCGAGCCUGGGGCGGAGCGGGCAAGGCGGCGCGCCUCGCCACGCAGGUCGACGGCGCGAGCACCCUGGUCGGCGGCUGAGGGGCGUGGGGUCGCAGCCGCGCCCUUCAGCCCGCACUGUCCUGCCCUUUUUUCUUGGGGCGCCUCGCGCCGGCGAGUCGGCGCGAGCCUGCCGCCGAUGGAGCAGCACGAACCCUGGCCACGCUGGCAUACGGGUGCUUUCCCAAGGCGCCCCGCUGCAAAUUCAUCGCACACAUUGUCGCGCGGGCCUGUCCUGGCAAGCAAGUCUUCCAUGUCUGUUUCCCAACCGGCCGUGCAGGCCAGGUUUUCCCAGAAGCUCGCAUUCUGGCAGAGAUGCGUCGUGCCCGUAGAUGGUGAAGUGACUCAGCGGGAAGUCAAGCCGAGCGACGUGAGGGUCUGAGCGUCGGCGAGGAGAGCAGGUGAGCCAGCGAAGAGCCUGCCUGCGAGAGCGCCUGUGAGCAUAGAUAGCACGAGUGAGGAGAGGAGAGCCUGCGAGAGCACCCGCGAGGAGAGUCAGCGAGCCGAGAAUCUGUCCGAGCGUCCGUGAGCAGAGCUGCCGCCUGCGUGGCGUGUGGACUCAGACAUCCGGCGCUCCAACUUUUUUGUUGCGUGGACUUCCUGAGGUCCCGACAGUUUCCCUGCAGGGCCGGUUGAGUAGUUGUACGAUUUCAUGAUCUAUUCUUUCGGCUGGUUCAAGAAUCGACAUUAAGCAUCCGGCCGCCGGCACAUUGAUUCCCGUCGCCGAAACUGUGGUGUAGUACAGCCCUGCCGGAAUAACACAGUUUUUAGAGUAAUUCGGCCUACGCAGUGCUGCGAACUUGCACGGCUCGCUUCACAGACCGAGCCGGCCGUCUUUGAAUUUUUAUCGAUCUACGAAACAUGGCAAAUUUCUUUAGUUUUGCAACGCC
Prorocentrum cordatum is the source of this 2256-nucleotide messenger RNA. Lineage: Eukaryota; Dinophyceae; Prorocentrales; Prorocentraceae. The record is from the annotation of a GenBank genome assembly.